AUGAGCGGAGAAGUGGCAGCUCAAAAGCUGCUGAAUCGCACGAGGUAUGCCCAGAACAGGACAAAGUACUACACUGUCCGUAAUUUGGUGUUAUCGCAGAAUGAAAGGCCCCUGUUUAUCACCGGGAGCUUUGAAGAAGCCUCCAAGGACCGCAAACUGCUGGCCAUCAGAAAAGCCUUUGUGAAUAGGCACAGCUACAGACGUGGACCCUUUGGCGAUCUGAGCGUACCGCACGCCUAUUUUGAAAUCUAUGGCGACCCCUCGUACUUUUCACUCAAGGAACUCGUCGAUGCAUGCACCGAUGCCGCAAAAAGGGAUAUGAGAGAUGUCUCUUUCUGGAAACAAAUUGGUAAGUUAAUGCGUAGUAUGUCUUGA
Messenger RNA from Theileria equi strain WA, 375 nucleotides. RefSeq lists its product as hypothetical. Bases 1 to 375 code for a protein of 124 amino acids. The transcript has a single exon. The record is from RefSeq and is a predicted model, not a curated record. NCBI's taxonomy places the organism in Eukaryota, Apicomplexa, Aconoidasida, Piroplasmida, Theileriidae.